Molecule: messenger RNA, 1176 nt
Organism: Blepharisma stoltei
Lineage: Eukaryota; Ciliophora; Heterotrichea; Heterotrichida; Blepharismidae
Source: the annotation of a GenBank genome assembly
AUGGACGAUGCAAUAGGAGGCAGAUUUAUUAAAGAAUCUAUCAUUGGAGAAGGGAAUUUUGGGACAGUUUAUCGAGCUCUCGACAGCACAAAUAAAAAGCCUGUUGCGGUCAAGGUCGAAAAGCCAUCAAUCGACAUAUCUCAAGUAGAGAACGAAAUCAGAGUUUUAAACGCCCUACAAGGCAACAGAGGUUUCCCUCGUCUUAUUGCAUCAGGAACUGAAGACGGGUCAAUGUACAUUGCAAUGCAGCUGCUCGGACCCAGUCUUGAAGAAAAAUUCCAAGAAAGCAAGCACCUGUUCAGUCUUAUGGUGGUUUUAAAAAUCGCCGAACAAAUUCUUAGCAGGAUUCAAACUUUGCAUAAUAAGUUAUUUAUCCAUAGAGAUAUUAAGCCUCGCCAAUUUUUGAUGAGUCCCAGCGCUGGCUCGCCCACAAUCUACAUGAUAGACUUUGGCUUAUCAAAAUGCUAUCAGAAUGGUAAAAUGGGUCUUCACAUCCAAUACAUGGAAAAUAGGCCGUUUGUAGGGACUGCUAAUUAUGCUUCCAUCAACACACAUAUGGGAAUCCAGCAGAGUCGUCGUGAUGAUUUGGAAUCGUAUAUGUAUAUGCUUUCAUAUUUUUUAAAUGGAAGUUUACCAUGACUUUCCAAAGACCACAGUAUCAGUGACCGAGAAAUAAGGCAAAUAAAAAAUCGAAUUUCUGUCAAUGAGCUUUUUAGGAAAGGACCGCAGGAGCUUGUGCUGAUGAUGGCGUAUAUAAAAAGCAUGGCUUUUGAGGAUAGACCAGAUUAUGAUUAUUUGAUGGGGUUAAUUAAAAGGAUGAAGGCUAAUGUAAAAGUAGAGAAAAAAAGAGGGAUCAGCACACUUAGUGUGAAUACUAUAGAGCAGAAGGCGAGAAAGGUUAGGAAAGCUAUAACAGAUCCAUUUGCGGAGCAGCCAGAUUUGUUUAAGACUGCGAAAAAUGGGGAGAAAAAUAAAAAUGAGCUUUUGAAUCCUGGAGAUGAGGAAGAAAUGAAGCCAGAGCCGAAUUCUGCUGAGUGUAUGACUGAGGAGACUGAAGUGUAUCCAGAAAUCAAGGAUAGGAAUAUUUUAAAAACAAUAAAUACAAAAGAGAGGCCUCAAAGUAGGAGUCUUGACAUAGAUGCGAUGAAAGAAACACAGAAGUGUUACAUUAUGUAA